AUGAAUCUGUUUCAAACGGCCGGCCUGGUUGUUUGCAUCACCUCGAUUUGUUGUUUUAGUUUCAAUUUGUUCGUUUCUCGUGGGAUUUUUCGACUGACCAAGCAGAAUCCAAUGUUCUACCUCAUUUUGAGCCAGGUAAUUAAAAUUUUCGGUAAAAGUUCCUUAUUUUGGCGACAACUUAUAACUUUGCGGAAACUGGUCGGAAUUAGCCCAAAUUUAGCGUGCACGCUCAAUUCAUCGUUGUCAAUGCCCGGACAGUGGAUUUAGUUAGUGAGGUACCUUCUUUUUUACGUACCACCUUACCCUUCAAAAACGGCUGCAGCCUGUGAUUUUACACUUUAUACGAUGAAACAUGUCCGGAACUAAACUUAUUGCCUCCGUAUGGAACUAAAUGAGCCUUCGUGGGUACCCUUAAAACUAUAAAGCUAUUAUAGUAAUUCAGUGCCAGCUAGGUCGAAGCGUUUUUUCCUAACUUUAGUGCCCAAGCUUGGGCGCAGUUCGCGGAGUACCUUUGUUGUGGCCAAAAUAAGGAACUUCUUCCAAAAUGUUUUUUUAAAUCCCGUUUUCCAAUUUUUUUUCAAAAUAUCUCAUUUUUUCAAAAAAAAUCUUUUUCAAAAAAUUUAACUUUUCCCAAAAAUUUUUUUUUCAAAAAAAUUGGAUUUUUUCAAAAAAAAUUUUUUUUUCAAAAAAAUCCGUUUUUCAAAAAAAAUUUCAAGAAAUCUCAUUUUUCCAUAUUUUUUAAAAUUUUCAGAUAGUGUGCGACUGUUGGGGACUCUCCCAAACCUUUCUUCUAGCCCUCGAAACCUUCAUCGCCUACAAGAUCCCCGUUUCGAACAAGCUGAGUGCCUUGGGCAGUCGGAUUGGAUUGUACACGAUAUGCAUGCAUCACAUGAUAAUUGGCGUUAAUCGAGUGCAUUCCAUUGUUUUGCCGCAUCAAUACAAAAAUUUUUGGACCAUUUUGUAGGUCUAUUUUUGUUUGUAAAUUCAAGAAAAUUCAAAAUUUCAAAAAAAAAAAAAUUGCCCAAAAAAUCGGGAAUUUUUACAUACAGAGAUCUUGCCAUAGGUCAACAAUAUUUCUACAAAAAAUCAAACUUCUCCUAACAAAAUUCGCAAAGAUACGGCCAAAAAAAAGAAUUUUCUCUGACCGCUCUCCUCAUUUUCCAUAGUCUCUCGUCCCCAAAGAUCGUUGAAUUUCUCGGCUCUCCUUGCAAAUCACGGACUAAAAUUUUCAGCGAUUGAUAUGAGGCCUGUUUAUAGUCUAUACACAAAAUUUCACGAAAAUCUUACAGUUGCAGUUAGAGGAAUGACAUUAUUUUAGUUGAUCAGGCCUUGAAAUUUUUAAUUUCUAUUUUUUCCAUAUUUUCUGGCAAAUACUAAAAAUUCUUUUUUCACUGUAAAUUCAGAGGGCUAGAAUUUUCAUUUUUAACAAGUUACCAUCAAAUUUUCAGAACAAGUAAAAUCACUAUCGUCAUUUUAUGGACUUGCUCACUGACCAUAAGUUCGGUAACAAUUUACGCCGUCGACGUCUCCGAAGACGACAUUCUUGGCCAUUGUAUCGAGCGUAUGUCCUAUUGUGUCCCCGAUCCUACAUCGGCGGGGUAUCGACUGGAAAUCAAGAUUAAUUUGUGUUAUUAUGGGACCACCUUAUCCUUGGCGUUUCUAUUUUACAUUCUCGCGCUGAUAAAAAUGCUAGUGGACAAAUGCGCAAACAGUAAGUGAUUUAAAAAGUAAUUUAAUGCGAUUUAUCAUCAAAACUUGAUUUUUACAAUUUUUGAGAUUUCCAAAAAAUUCGUCAUCAUGACGUCAUUUUCUAUGGAAAUGACGUCAUCGCAAGUAGAAAAUUUUUUCAUAGCUUAGAAAUGACUUCUUAGAAAAUCUCCGCCAAAAUUUUCAUCGAUUUAUGUUUCUAAAAUGUUGUCAUCAUGACGGAAUUUCUGGAAUUUUUGCAAAAUCCUACUAUCCUCGAAUUUGUGUGAUAUUAAACUGAGUUUUUGAUACAAUGAGCUUUCAUAAAUGUAUUUAUAACCCUGUGUAUUCAAAAAUUUUCAUUUUGUAGCACUAUUUCACUACUUAUUACAAUAAUUGUAUUUUAGUGCAAAAACGCCAUACGAAAAUGUUCUUCGCCCCCAAUUGGCAAUGGAACAUGCAUGUACGCUUGUGCUUCAUCUGUUUUCUGACCCUUCUGCCUAUGUUCCUCUACAUGUAUGUCCUGUUUUUCCUGCGCCCCGCCACUCCGGUUACCGUACUCUUGGCCCGAUGGCUGGACAAUUUUAACGACUCUGUGAACGCAACCCUAUUGUUUCUGUUCAGCAAAAGGGUUCGGAGGUCAGUGUGGAAAUCGCGAACAUCCACUAGCCAUGUUAUGACGGUCGUCAGCUCGAGCAAACAAAAGACGCCACAAUAAAAAGAUAUUAGACACCAUGGAUAAUACAACUCGCAAAAUUAUCGUAAAAUUUAUGGACAAAAGCAAUAAUUGUCGAAAUAAAUGCUCUUUGACACUUCAAAUUUCGUUAUUAAAUCCAGUUUUACUCGAAUUUCCGAGCAAAUCAGUUGUGGCAUUUCGUCCAAACGAAGUGUCAAUGUAUUUCUUGACAUUUCGUCCAAACGAAAUGUCAAGAAAUAUUUCGCGCCCAAAAAAUUUCUUUUUUCUUGCGAAAUUGUAUUGUUGAGUUUGUACUAACUGUAGAAACAGUAAAUAAUUAGAAUGGAGCCGUCUAGAGCCAAAAUGCGGCGAUUACAAUCAUCCGUGGAGGGAAAUCCAUCGUUGUCCAGAGAAUUGAGCGCUUCUGAAGCUGCGUUGUACGAUAGACAAAUCCGUUUGUGGGGGCUAGAAGCUCAGAACAGGUAAGAGGUUGCGCUUUACUUUAUUUCUUGGUUUAGGACACUUGAAAAAUAAAUGGAAGGACUUUUCGAUAUUACCCAUGAGGUUGGCUAAAAAGUUAAAUUUUUGGAAAACUUACACUUCUUUCUGAUGCCUUUUACUUUUGAGCCUAUUUUACAUGGCGUAUUUUAUCUUUUUUUGUCUGCUUUUCUCUGUGAAACAGUCUUUUCACAAAGACAAUUCAAAAUUGUAUUGUACUAGACAUUUUUUUCACGGAAUUGCUCAUAAAUGGUUUUGUUCUUUCAGAAUCCGAGACUCUGCUGUUUUGAUCGUUGGCAUGGGUGGUCUUGGGGCUGAAGUCGCGAAAAAUUUGAUCUUAGCCGGUCCAAAAUCUGUUACUUUACUUGAUGAGAAAGACAUCACUGGAGACGACUCGUUAGCUCAAUUUAUGAUGCCAAGUCAGCUUCCAGAGAAAGCAAAUGUAAGUCACAGUUUGACUGUUGCUUUUUCCCGAGUUUAGACUGCAUUUGACAUGGAGUAGAAUUAAUUUUCUCAUGGAUAAUAUAAUUUUUAGCGUGCUGAAGUCUCGCUCGAGUUUUGCAAGAAGCUAAAUCCACUGGUUGAUCUUUCCGUUGUAACUACACCUUUGUCAGACCAGCCUCGAAGUUUCUACAAGAAAUUUGAUCUUAUUUUGUGCUUGGAUCAGGACUUUGUGGUCACUUCGGAAGCCAGUUUGAUCUGCAGGCAAGAAGGGAUUGCAUUCAUUGCCGGCUCGGUAUUUGGCUGGGCUGGGUAUGGUUUUAUGGAUUUUACCGGCAGAGGGUUCAUGGUGUAAGUUUUCUUCCAUUUUUGCUUUGAUUUCGACUUUUAGAAGCAAGAAGAAGGAGAUCGAGAUGGCCGAGCUGGAAGUGGAUUUGAACGAUGAAAAUGAAACGGAAGAGUCGGCAGACAACACCAAAAAGGUGGCAGUUGUCACGUUGGAGUCUGAGGAAGAGGAGAAGACCAUGAUGGUGGGAGAUUUAUUCAAUUUUCGACAUUAUCCAUCAUGGAGAAUAUAAAAAUUUGAUUUUUUUGCUUUUAGCUUUUCCCAUUUCCAACUUUUUCGGAUGCCUUCGAUGUGAAUACGAAGACCCUUUCUCGAAGACUUCGGAAUACCGUUCCGAGAUCGUUUUUCUUGAUCAAAAGUAAGGCUAUAUUGGACUUGAGUACUUGAUUUUUAGCUCUCUUGAAAUUCAACGGCUUUGAAGAUGAAGCUUUGGAAUUGGAGUACCGAAAGCAACUUGAAACUUUUAGCCACUACAACGCCAGCGAUGAGAAUAUCUUCACCGAAUUUAGAUUGUAAGCGCAAUUUAUAUUCCACUUGAUGUGUUGCCUAAAAUAAGGUAAUUUUUUGUUAAUAUUUGAUGUUUUAGGUUCACUGGCCCUCAACUAGGAGCUUCCUGUGCUAUUAUUGGUGGUUUGCUCUCUCAAGAAGCCAUCAAAGCCAUGUCCUUGCAAGGCGAACCUUUCCGAAAUGUCCUUGUUUACACCCCUCUGGAUUCGGCAUUUGUCUUUCUGAUGCCUCCCAAGUAA
Molecule: messenger RNA, 4393 nt
Organism: Bursaphelenchus xylophilus (pine wood nematode)
Lineage: Eukaryota; Metazoa; Nematoda; Chromadorea; Rhabditida; Aphelenchoididae
Source: the annotation of a GenBank genome assembly